This is a messenger RNA of Oppiella nova, 612 nucleotides long. Lineage: Eukaryota; Metazoa; Arthropoda; Arachnida; Sarcoptiformes; Oppiidae. The record is from the annotation of a GenBank genome assembly.
AUGCCAUUGUUUUACGGCCGAGGGUUGUUUGGAUUGCCGGGGAUAUUGCCGUAUAGAGUGCCCAUCACUACAGUUGUGGGUAAACCCAUGGAUGUGCCGCUAAUACCGGAGCCAUCGCGCGAACAGAUCGCAGAAUAUCACCGAAAAUAUAUCCAAUGCGGUCGUAUAAGCCAUUGGGUGAGGAAUAUGUCGUUUUGGAAACACUGCGCCAACUAUUUUCCCGUCAAAUUAGUCAAAACCGAGGACUUGGACCCCGAGAGGAACUACAUGUUUGUGUGUCACCCGCACGGCGUAAUGUUGUGCUCACAUAUGGUUAACUUUGGUACUGAGGGCACCGGCUUUACACAACUUUUCCCGGGUCUUACCUCUCAUAUACUAACACUGGAGAGUCUAUUACGGGAACCAUUCCGGAGGGAACUGUUACUUGCUAUGGGCUUUGGUGCUGCUACAAGGACCUCGAUGAAGUGGUAUUUAACACAUCCGGGUAAAGGACAGGUAUUGGCACUGAUUGUAGGCGGCGUUCUCGAGUCAUUUGACACGAUUCCCAAUACAAUGAGAUUGACGUUAAAUAAUAGGUUCGGGUUCGUUAAGCUGGCACUCGAGCACGGGUAG